AUGUCGGUGCCAUCACGAGCAGAUGCUGCACGCAAAACCGAUGCGAGACGAACGGAGUCAUCAGUCCUAAGUGUUGGGCCUGCAAUAGGAGAGCUAUUAUUAGGGUUGUGGGAGGUGGAUGAAAAACUCGUGGAGCCGCUAAACAUACUGAUGCGUCUGUCUGUUGCGUUGGAUAAGAGCCCAUCUGGGUUGGGAGUGAAUGGAACUAAGGGAGACAAGAUGACACCGAAAUCAACUGAAGGACAGUACAGACAACCAAAAGUGGUGGAAAACUAUAUGAAUAUUGAACCGAGUUAUUGCUAUGAAUCCAUAAUUACACAAAAUACAAAACUAAAUGUUCCAUCUAAGCUGAAACGCAUCUUCUUUGAAUGGAAGAAGAACGGUUUCAACCCCUUGGAGAAAGAUCUUCAGAUAAUCGUUGUGCUUGGUCUUAAUAUGGACGAGUAUCCCACAUUUCGCAUAAGCAUAAUUACUGGUGACAUCCCACCAAACAAACACAGUCGUAUUGCAGCUCCCAUAAAAGCUAUAUUUAGCCAGAAACAGUACAGCGGUAAGCAUCGUGUGCUUCCUCCACAGACUUCACCAAACGAAGUGAGCGAAGACGAUUAUCCAACCAUCACCUUUAUGCCCAGUGACAUCGUGGUACCCAUAUCUGCAGAAGUUGACCAGGCCACACACAGAUGGAGAUUUAAAACCAGAUGGCAGAACUAA
Opisthorchis viverrini is the source of this 711-nucleotide messenger RNA. RefSeq lists its product as hypothetical. The coding region runs from base 1 to 711 and encodes 236 amino acids. Lineage: Eukaryota; Metazoa; Platyhelminthes; Trematoda; Opisthorchiida; Opisthorchiidae. The record is from RefSeq and is a predicted model, not a curated record. The transcript is spliced from 5 exons.